This is a messenger RNA of Thamnophis sirtalis, 953 nucleotides long. The record is from RefSeq and is a predicted model, not a curated record. NCBI's taxonomy places the organism in Eukaryota, Metazoa, Chordata, Lepidosauria, Squamata, Natricidae.
AUGUUCCCAGCGGCUGCUGCCUGGCUGGUUUUCCUGGUGGCCCCCGGCCCCCACUGGGCCGCGGGGGACCCGAUCCAGGAGACAGAGGAGGGGGACCAUUUGAAGCUGGGCGGCUGUUUCCGAGGCUCGGCUGUGGAUGCCGGAGGGCUGAAUCUGGGGCAGAGAUGGGGAGACCCCUCCCCAACCGCCACGCUGUUCAUUGACUUGCGGACGGUAACCAGUGCAGCUUCCUCCUUCGACUUCCGGACGUUCGACCCGGAAGGGGUCAUCUUCUACGGGGACACCAGCCCGGGCGUCGACUGGUUCGUCCUCGCUUUGCGUCGGGGGAAACCCAUCAUGCAGAUCCAUAACACCCUCACCAACAUCACCGUCUCCGGGGGGCACCGUCUCAAUGACGGCCAAUGGCAUCGGAUCACGGUGAAGAACGAGGGACACUCCGUGAUAUUGCUGGUCGACGGGGAUGACCAACUCACUCUCAGCCAUGUCUCCCAUCCGAUCGUCAACCGGCCGACCCCUCAGAUGCGCAUCGGAGUAGGAGGCCUCUUCAUCUUGCCGACCGAAUUGCUGAUCCCGGUAAGGCCAAUCUCUCUCCUCGGCUGACCCAGCCCCAAGAUCAAAAACAACCGCAACUCCUCCGCGGAUUCCGUUUGACCUCGGUUUCAUCGACCCCUCGUUUCUCUAAACCAGCGCAUCUCGAUCUUGGGAGGUUUUUAAGAAGUGUGGACUUCAACUCCCAGAAUCCCCCAGUCAGGCAUUCCAGUUCUGUUUUUUUUCCUCCUCCCUUUUUAAAGCAGAGAGAUUGCAGAGAAAAGGACGGUAAGAGAGUCAGCAGGCCACAAUUGGGUAUACACCUCCAAACGAAUGAGAGUUGAAAUCCAAACUCCCAAGCUGAAGGAACACUAUCAUCUAUCUAUCUAUCUAUCUAUCUAUCUAUCUAUCUAUCUAUCUAUCUA